Pseudophryne corroboree (corroboree frog) is the source of this 881-nucleotide messenger RNA. Its product is annotated as gastrula zinc finger protein XlCGF53.1-like. Bases 69 to 881 code for a protein of 270 amino acids. Lineage: Eukaryota; Metazoa; Chordata; Amphibia; Anura; Myobatrachidae. The transcript is spliced from 7 exons. The record is from RefSeq and is a predicted model, not a curated record.
CUCCAGCUGUGGGGAACGGAGUCUUUAUUACACAUCACACGUUCUGUAUUAUCUCUGAUUGACGGAGGAUGGACAAGGACAGUAGUCACAGGACUGAGAGCAUAAUAAAAAUCACCCUGGAGAUCAUCUACCUGCUUACUGGGGAGGAUUACACAGUAGUGAAGAAGACAUCCAGUGAGUGUGAGAUACUCAACAGCCAUCCCCGUGUGUCAGGAGGACUGAGUAGAACCCAGAGCCCCAUCCCAGUGCCUCCACCUCACUCACUGAUACAUGAGAGACACAAUGACCAGAAGAUCCUGGAACUCACCAACAAGAUCAUUCAGUUGCUGACUGGAGAGGAGGGGGAGUAUAUAGAUGAACACAGGGGUCUGUACAAGGACUUGAUGAUGGAGAAUCACCGGCCCCUCACAUCACUGGAAGGACCCAGUAACAGAGAUACCCCAGAGAGAUGUCCCCGUCCUCUGUAUUCCCAGGAUUGUACAGAGGAGAAUCACAGGAUCCCACAGGAGGAUCAGAGUAGUGAGAAAAAUAAAGCAAGCAAAGGGAGCGAUAAUUCUGAUAGCUCCAGCUUGGCCAAGAGGACAUUGGUACACAUAUCUGCUAAGAAUGUCCGUGGAAGCACUGAUAUUGCUCCCUCAACGUCCAGAUCUGUUAAUGCAGGGUCCUUGUUGCUACAGUCAUCUGGAUCACCUGUCUUUGACGGAGUGUCUGUUGAAACCUCUAUUUUAAAAGCUAGAGGAUUUUCGGUACAAAUAAUCCAGACUAUGUUUAGAGCAAGAAAGCCUUCUUCAGCGCGUGUAAAUGAAGGCUAUAACAUGCGAGAACUUGCUGAGAAACUGAACAUUUCCUACAACGAAAUUGAAGUAACUGAUGAGAUGUAG